UGUGCAUAUCAAUGAAUUAGGCAGCCGAUUGCAUAUUAGAGGGUGGAUCAUGCCACUGAGACGGUUUUAUAACCGGACGUACAUUCCUUGGUGAUUUUCCAUUUUUCUUCCGUCGACAAUGCUGCUUUGCACGCUCACUUUGACCUUUAUAGCCAUGUGUUAUGCCGGUUUGUCGUCUGUGAAUAUUACACUGGUUACUUACGGAUCACCAAGAACAACUUUCAUAUUUGGUCUUCCUUAUACUGCACCGGCUUAUAAAUUAGCUGUGGCUGAAAUUCGAAAAGAUUUUGGAUUAAAUAUUAAACAUUCCUUUAUUGAACAGGACGCUAUUCAGAGCUGCGAAGAUCUUGCGGAUUAUUCGUAUCUUGUUGCACAAUAUUACUUUCACAGACGUGAUCCUAAUAACCUUUUUGUCCUUACCACUCCAGGUUGUGAUGAUCUGGUUCCACUUGCCCAAUUAAGCAGAGAGUGGAACACUCUUAUUCUUUCCAGUGGUGUUGCCUUCCCAACCACGUUGCACCAAGCGUUCUAUCCAACAGCCGUAUCUUUUAGUGCUGUCAAUUUUGCGGCGUGGGCUCAAACAUUUGCCGAAAUUUUUAAAAAGUUUUCAUGGACAUCCAUAUCUUUCAUAUAUGACCGCUGGGGUCACAAUUCUGUUUAUCACCUUUUAAUAGACAGUCUCAAAAGGAAUCUGGAUGGCCAGAGAAAUUUAUCUGUUCCUAUUGUUUAUAAAAAUCUCUUCUAUCCAGUUGAUACCCGUGCCGCGGUAUCGGAAGCGGAAAUGUCAGAAGCCCUGAAAAGGGCGCGUAAUGUUAGCCGAGUAAUACUACUCGCUUUUCAAGCCAGUGAAACCAGACGGUUUAUGAUAAUGGCCUCAAAACUCAAUAUGACAAAUUCGGACUACGUUUACUUUGCCAUUGAGCCUUUCCGCAAUGCCGAAUUUUUUGGCACCCUCAAAGCGUCAUAUGAUGACGGAAACUAUGAGACCGCCAAAGAUGCCUUUAAAGUAUUAUUUCAAGUGACUGGAUCUUGCUCAAAAUAUGUCAACGCCAGCGGCCUUAGAAGAGUGGUGGAUGACAUUAAACACCGAAGCGCGAUUGGCUACGGUGUACGAUACAGCGCGGAUGAAGAGCCAAGCGAGAUAGUGCUGUCAUCUUACUUUGCCAUCAAGUUUUUUGGAGUGAUGUUGUCGAAGGCUUUCGCCGAUUCUGUUGAUAUUUACAAUGGGACCCUACUAGCCAAAACAUUCCUAAACAAAACCGAAUACAUCACAAAUCAGUCGAUUACGAUCGAUUAUUCUGGAGACCGGGUCAAGGAUAUUUGCAUACAAAGUUAUAACGCAACUACAGACAAAUUCGAAAAAGUAAUGUAUUACGACCCCUCGCUGACUACGCUGGCUGAACAAAACGGCGGCAUAGUAUGGAAAAAUGGGAAACCGCCACCGAACGAACCUUCGUGCGGUUACAAAGGGGAAGGAUGUCCAGAACAACAAUCCAAUAUUGCGACAACUCUCGGCAUAGCUGUGCCUAUAAUAAUCUUCAUGAUAGCCAUUGCCAUGCUCAUAGCUUGGAAAGUGCGGAAAGAAUAUAAUUUGAAAGACGAUUGGUGGAAGGUCGACAAAGGUGACCUUAUCGUUCCAGAAGUAUUGAAAGGUGGCAUGUCCAAGCAGUCAGCAUUCUCGCUAUCUACAAUGGGAAACGAUCCCAAGCACAUCAGACGUAUUAGAGGAAACGUUGUAUGGGUGAAAAAAAUUGCUGUUACAAGGAACUUAAUUUUGGAUCGUCCCACUCGCUUGCUGUUACGAGAGAUAAAAUUAAUUGCUCACGGCAAUAUUGCCGAACUGAUCGGAAUCUGCAUGGAAGCAAAUUUCCUGCACUUUGUCUAUGAAUUUUGUGGGAAAGGAAGUUUAUAUCACCUGCUAGAAAAAAUCAACUUGGACUGGGAGUUUCGUGCAGCAUUAAUAAAUGAUCUGAUUGAAGGUAUAAUUGUUAUCCAUGGUUCCGUCUUCAAACGGCACGGAUAUCUUAAUCCCCACACUUGCCUUAUUGAUAAGCACUUCACUCUCAAGCUGUCCGAAUUCGGUCUGUAUGACUUAACUAAAAAUAUCGCCGCACCCAAACAAGAGGCCUCACGUCACGGUACACUCAGCUUCACCAACGUCGAACGGUGGAUUCCUCCGGAGCUGAUGUACUUACAGUCGGAGUACUUCGACAUUCGCAUGCUGGCGUCCGUUGCUGGACCGGAUGCGGAUAUUUAUGCACUAGGCGGCAUAAUGGACGCAGUUCUGGAAGAGAGCAUUAGUAGUAGUUUAAACGAAAAUGGCCAGGUGCGGACGAUGGGACCGGAAACGCAGCGGUUGAUUGCCGCGUGUCAAAGGUCAAACGCCGCAACAAGACCGACCAUUGAAGAGGUCAAGCGACGGUUUCACGAAAGAGCCGGCACGAAAACCGGUGGAUUUGUGGAUAGUUUAAUCAGGCGAAUGCAGAAGUAUGCCCGAAAACUGGAAUUUGCAGUGAGGGACCGAACCGACGCAUUAAAUGCUGAAAGAAAGUUGUGCGAGAAGCUACUCGUGGAAAUGCUUCCGAAGGUGAUAGUGGAGAAAUUGCUUGCCGGAUGUGCCAUAGAACCUGAACAUUUUUAUGGCGUGACGAUAUUCUUCAGUCUCAUCGUAAAGUUUGUGGAGUUUGUUGCCACACAUUCCCCGCUACAAGUGGUGGCAUUUUUGAAUAAUCUUUUUACAACAUUCGAUGAUGCUUUGAGCAUGUACAACGUAUACAAAGUUGAGACCAUCUCAGAUUGUUACAUGGUGGUCAGUGGAAUGCCCAUACCGAACGGCAACCAGCACGCUGGCGAAAUUUGCAGGAUGUCUUUGCAAUUGUUAGCCCUAUUCAAGCAUUCCGCCGAUCAAUACAAUAUGCAGUUAAAAAUUGGGAUAAAUUCAGGGUCGUGCGCGGCGGGUGUGAUUGGCUCUAAGCGACCGCGCUACUGCUUAUUUGGUGAUACAGUUAACACAGCAUCGCGAUUAGCAUCCCAUGGAGAACCAUCAAAAAUCCACAUCAGUACAGCAACUUCCGCCCUCAUCAUGUACUGUCCUGAAUUCAAAGUGGUGGAGAGAGGAGUAGUAGAGCUCAAGGGUAAAGGAAAGGAACGCACAUUUUGGCUGGAGGCAGCGAACUGAUGAAACCUGGGAAUUUCUUUGGAGCGAGACAUUUCUGUUGACUGUUAUUUACUUGUACUUAUCUUUCUGGAGAAACAUUUUAGAUACUUACUGAAAUUAAAUUUAUGAUAAGAGAGACAGUACGGCAUCGGAUUCAGUAAAGAUAUCGGAUACUUUUAGCUAUUUAGUGCAUAUCAGGCUAACAUUUGGAACUUUUCUACUCAGCAGAGUUUGUUUCCUCAGUAAAGUUUGAAUUCUCAAAUUUUGUUCGUUAGUUUGUUAUUUUUUA
This is a messenger RNA of Paramacrobiotus metropolitanus, 3446 nucleotides long. Its product is annotated as atrial natriuretic peptide receptor 1-like. The record is from RefSeq and is a predicted model, not a curated record. Gene Ontology annotation, molecular function: peptide receptor activity; ATP binding; guanylate cyclase activity. NCBI's taxonomy places the organism in Eukaryota, Metazoa, Tardigrada, Eutardigrada, Parachela, Macrobiotidae. Gene Ontology annotation, biological process: cGMP biosynthetic process; receptor guanylyl cyclase signaling pathway; intracellular signal transduction. Bases 119 to 3178 code for a protein of 1019 amino acids. The transcript is spliced from 22 exons.